CUCUCGCUGCGCUCGGUUGAGUCAGUCUGUCGGAGUCUGUCCGCGGAGCAGGAGGAGCGAAGGGGCUUCGGAGAGUCAGCUGCCGGAUUAUUUUCUCUCCCCUCCCUCUCUCCCGCCCCACAUCUCUCUUCACCCCUCUCCCGCCCUUGCUCGCGCAGCCAUGGCGGAGCCGUCGGCGGCCACUCAGUCCCCGUCAGUCUCCUCGUCGUCCUCCGGGGCCGAGCCGUCCGCGCCUGGCGGCGGCGGCGGGAGCCCGGGAGCCUGCCCCGCCCUGGGGGCGAAGAGCUGCGGCUCCUCCUGUGCGGUGCACGAUCUGAUUUUCUGGCGAGAUGUGAAGAAGACCGGGUUUGUCUUUGGCACCACGCUGAUCGUGCUGCUUUCCCUGGCAGCUUUCAGUGUCAUCAGUGUGGUUUCUUACCUCAUCCUGGCUCUUCUCUCUGUCACCAUCAGCUUCAGGGUCUAUAAGUCUGUCAUCCAAGCUGUGCAGAAGUCAGAAGAAGGCCAUCCAUUCAAAGCCUACCUGGAUGUGGACAUCACUCUGUCCUCAGAAGCUUUCCACAAUUACAUGAAUGCUGCCAUGGUGCACAUCAACAGGGCCCUGAAACUCGUCAUCCGCCUCUUUCUGGUAGAAGAUCUGGUUGACUCCUUGAAGCUGGCUGUCUUCAUGUGGCUGAUGACUUAUGUCGGCGCUGUUUUCAAUGGAAUCACCCUUCUGAUUCUUGCCGAACUGCUCGUUUUCAGUGUUCCGAUUGUCUAUGAGAAGUACAAGACCCAGAUUGAUCACUAUGUUGGCAUCGCCCGUGAUCAGACCAAGUCGAUCGUUGAAAAGAUCCAAGCAAAACUACCUGGAGUCGCAAAAAAAAAGGCAGAAUAAGUACAUGGAAACCAGAAAUGCCACAGUUACUAAAACACCAUUUAAUAGUUAUAAUGUUGUUACUUGUACUAUGAAGGAACUGCUCAGUGUCAGCUUGAGCCUGCAUUCCAAGCUUAUUUUUUUUUUUAUUUGGUGUUUCCCCUCCUUUCCCUUUACCCGCAGUAUCAAGCACAAGAAUUGUUGGACUAAAAGAAGAACUGAUAUCUUAGAACCCAAAAGAAUAAAGACAGAAUCAGUUUAAUAGGCUAAAUCAGAACCUUAAUGGUGGUGGAGCUUUCACAUGUAGCUUGAAAAAGGCGAAAGAGUCAGAGGUAAAGGAGAAAAUGAAAACACAUCUCCUGGGUUGUUCUAUUUAAUUUUCACGGACUAGUCUUACACAGCUUCCCAUCACAAUUUUGCUCUUAUUUUUAAGUUAAGAAUUAAUGGUUAACUUAUAAAGAAAUUAUCUGGGGACAAGAGGGAUUCCUUCUUUCUGGGGUUGGUGUUUUGCAGCCCUCGACCCCUCUUCCUGCCCCACAGUGUGAGCAGCUACUCCUCAUAUUCCUCUUCUUCACUUAGAGACCUUUCAACUCUAUGGGUAACUCCUGGGUGGUAGUGAUAAUUCCUGGUUCCCAGAAUGCCGUCUGAUCAUCGAGAAUGGAAGCAAAGUGGGGCUGGAGAGGGAGUCAACAGGGGCAUCUCUGUGGCCGCCGCUCCCUCUCUGCUCGUCCCUGGGAAGGGAAAGGCUCCGCCAUUUGGGAAGGUGGUGUCUGUGUCGUUUCUUUUGGACACCAGUUCUGAGCUUUCGUUUGAGAACUCAUUCCUGAAUGUGCUUUCCUCUCUUUUCCCUGCCCACCUCACCUCAAGUUUAAGAAACAUGGUUGUACUUUUAUUGUUAUGAAAUAAAUGUCUGUAACUGCUGUACACACUGCUGUAAACUUGUUAGAGAAAAAUAAUAAUCUGCAUGUGGGCUCCUCA
This is a messenger RNA of Pteropus alecto (black flying fox), 1831 nucleotides long. It is a transcript of the gene RTN3, whose product is annotated as reticulon 3. The record is from RefSeq and is a predicted model, not a curated record. Gene Ontology annotation, biological process: endoplasmic reticulum tubular network formation; brain development; neuron differentiation. Gene Ontology annotation, cellular component: postsynaptic density; neuron projection. Lineage: Eukaryota; Metazoa; Chordata; Mammalia; Chiroptera; Pteropodidae. The transcript is spliced from 7 exons. Bases 161 to 874 code for a protein of 237 amino acids.